AUGGCCAAUGGUAACUUAAAUCCACUUUCUGUUCCUAUCCCCAUCUUUACUGGACGAAAAUAUGAUACUUGGAGGAUUAAGAUGGAGACAUAUUUUUUGUCCCAAGACUUAUGGGACAUUGUUAAUGAGGGAAUCUCUACUCCAGACAACACCUCCACUCUAUCUGAGCAACAACAGAAGCAGUUGAAAGAAAGUAGUCAGAAAAAUGCAGCAGCACUUUACAUCCUUCAACAAGCGGUGGAGGAUGACAUUUUUUCAAAAAUUUAUGAAAUUAAGACGGCGAAAGAAGCAUGGACAGCGUUAAAAAAAGAGUUCCAAGGAAAUACACAGCCUACCGCAUUAUCAGACGAGGAUAAGAAGCAAUGCGAGAAAUACUUGCCGCUAUAUAAAGCUAUACUCGAAGGCAGCCUGGAAACUGUACAACUGAUCUGUCAUGAUAAUAAAGAGGCACUAAAAGCCAGGAUCACCGUAAACUGGGACACAGCUCUUCAUGUAGCUGUUGGGAUUGGGACAUGCAAGGAAAAUGAUAUUGUCAAGUAUCCAUUGGAUGAGAUGUCAAUUGACGAUCUGGCACAGCAAAAUAAAGAGGGCAACACGAUUCUUUCCAUUGCUGCAAUUGUUGGAAAUGUCCGAGCAGCCUCCAUGAUAUUGAUGAAAAAUAAAUAUAAAACUUUAAUUCAAGCUUCAAACAAUUCUAAAAGAAUACCUUUGAUUGAGGCAGCUCGACAUGAUCAAAAGAAGAUGAUUGAAUUUUUAUUGCCUUUCAGCAACAGCUACUUCGAUUAUGCAGACUUAACAGGUUUUGGUGAUGACUCUGGCUUUUCUUUCCUAAAUUCGCUUAUAAUUGCUGGAUUUUAUGGCUUGGCACUAAAAUUGCUUCACAUACAUGGAAAUUUAACUACAAAGCAGUUACCUACUGGUGAGUCUCUUUUGAGUACCAUAGCAGGAAAGCCGUCUGCAUUUCGGAGUGGACAACAAACAAAGCGAAAGUUUUUGCAAUUCUUCAAAGAUUGUAUAUUUGAUAAGCUUAUGAAUCGUCAAAAGAAGGUAUUACGCCUCAUAUCUGGUAGAAGUGGUUAUAAACAUAUGUUAUUACAAUCUCAAGACAUUGACAAGAACAAUGUCUUGCACUUUGCUGGAAAACCCAAAAGUAAAGCAAAUCAGCUUUCUAGUGCAGCUCUGAAUAUGCAGCAAGAGUUACAGUGGUUUAAGAAAGUAGAGAAAAUGGUGCCGCCUGACUAUCGAAAGGAAAAAAAUUCGGAAGGAAAAACUCCAAGAAUGGUAUUUAUUGAGGAACAUAAAGAACUCAUUAAAGAAGGUGAGGAACGGAUAAAAGGUGUAGCAUCUUCAUGCUCACUAGUAGCAUCUUCAUGCUCACUAGUAGCAUCAUUCAUUACCACAAUAGUAUUUGCAGCAGCAAUCACUAUACCAGGUGAUUACAACGAUGAUGGCCACCCAAAUUUGUACGAACAUACAGCCUUCACAAUCUUUAGUAUUUUUAAUUCAUUCUGUUUUUUCACAACAAUUGGUGCCAUCAUAAUGUUCGUAUCCAUCCGCACUUCACGCUAUGGAGAAGAAGAUUUUCUUUUUGCCCUGCCCAAGCAGUUAACGUGGUGUUAUGUUAUCCAUCCGCACCACUCUUUAUCUGGUGUUUCGUGA
This is a messenger RNA of Pistacia vera, 1659 nucleotides long. RefSeq names its product ankyrin repeat-containing protein At5g02620-like. The transcript has 6 exons. The record is from RefSeq and is a predicted model, not a curated record. Gene Ontology annotation, molecular function: protein binding. Bases 1 to 1659 code for a protein of 552 amino acids. NCBI's taxonomy places the organism in Eukaryota, Viridiplantae, Streptophyta, Magnoliopsida, Sapindales, Anacardiaceae.